AGCUAACGAUGAACAGUCUAGAAUAUUAUUGUUUGUCAAGUAAAACUGGUGCUGUUGAAGAGAAUCCACUGAAAGCUCUUCCAUCUAAAUGGGAUGCAUGGAAUGAAUUGGUUGAUCGAUUACCGGAGCUAUCAAAAAAUAAGACUUUGAGAAAAGAAAUAGAAUCAUUACCACUUUUAGAUCUGGAUGGUCUUAAAAGUCACAAGGAAUUGAGAUUAGCGCAUAAAAUUCUCUCCUUCUUAUCUUCUGUUUAUGUAUGGCAAGACGGUGAAGGCGGUGAAACGGAAUCAUUACCAGUACAAAUUGCCAAACCCCUACUACAAGUUUCUCAUAUACUUGGUGUACAGCCUAUACUGACAAAUGAAGAUCUAGUUUUAUCGAAUUGUUUUCUUUCAACUUUACCAAAAGAAGAACAAGAUUUAAGUUUCUUACAAUCUAUACACAUUCCUACAUAUCACCGAAGUUGGGAAACAUUUAUUACUCUGAGUGGCGAAUGUGAAAUAUUCUUUGCGCCUAUAUUAUUGGAAAUCAUGAAUGCUAUGGAAGCGCAGGAUCCACUGAAUGAAAGUAUCAUCAUACAGUGCUUAGAAAAUAUAGCUAAAUUAUUCGUACCAUUUAGAAACUCACUGAAGAACUUUUAUGGUAAACUGAAUUCAGAAGAAUUCUAUGUUGAUUUAAGACCUAUCUUGUGUGGAUGGUCCCAUGGAAAACUUAAAGAAAAGGGUUUAAUUUACGAGACAAAUACACUACAAGAAAAUAAUAAUAUCGAGAAAACUAUAUCAAUUUGUCCAUUCUCCGGCCAGAAGUAUACGAACAACGUCGAACAGCGUAAAUGUAUUGGAGCAAGUGCAGCACAGUCAAUAACAAUUCAGACAUGUGAUGCAUUUUUUCAGAUAAAACAUGAUCCUGAGGAUGAAAAAUUCUUCCGUAAUAUGCAAACAUACAUGAUAAAAGAACAUAGACAAUUUCUUGAAGAUCUAGCAGUGCACAGUAGAAUUCGUUCUAUAACUGCUGAAAGCAAGUCUUCUCGAAUGAAAACAGCUUACAAUCAAUGUUUACAGUCACUGUGGAAUUUUCGAAAUGCUCACAUAUCAUUAGUUAAGAGAUUUAUUAUACAACCAUCACAAAAUGCAGAGGCUAAAAUAAAGCAACUUGAUGUAAAAGGAACGGGUGGUCAAUGUUUAAAUGUCUUCCUUCAACGUGUUCGAGAUGCAACACUUUCAGCAUCGUUUGAUUAAUUAUUUGUUUAAAAUCAUGUCAGUUUAUGCAAGACAGUGAAUUUUCUGUUUGUUUUAUGAAAAUAUUCAAUAAAAUAUA
Molecule: messenger RNA, 1317 nt
Organism: Schistosoma turkestanicum
Lineage: Eukaryota; Metazoa; Platyhelminthes; Trematoda; Strigeidida; Schistosomatidae
Source: the annotation of a GenBank genome assembly